AUUUUAUACGAAUGUGUGAUCGUGUGUGUACCAUUGUGCUGUGUAUAGAGUAUAAGUACGAGUGAAAUUUUUUUUAUCGUUACGAAUGCGUAAAACGCUACGCAUUAGCAUUCGUUUUUUUUCGUAAAUCGGUCGCGUAAUUAUAGUUGCGAGAAAAAAAAAUUGAAUUUUCAAUAUGUGCUCAAAAAAACCGCUGUUGCAGAGAUAAAGAUAACGUAUCCAAUGUUAUGAUUUUUGAAAUAUAAGUCGAUGCUGCUGAUGAUGAUGAUUAUGAUUAUGAAGUAUACAUAAUACUGUAUCGUGAUUUAUAUACGGUGGCGUUUUGUUGUAUGUACUCGCAGUAUUGCUCUUCAACUCGGAUGAAUUAAUAUUUUACUUGGUAAUAUUUUUGAGCCGAUGCGACGUGUAGGAGUGUGUUUUAAAAAUUUGUUUACACCUGUUUGUAAUUAUCGAGUUUUUUGUCGAUUGUAUGUAAUGUACGCUGUUUUCGUUGGUUAGCGUAUGAUUUAGAUUUUUUUAUUUAUAUUACCGCCGCCGCGUUCUCGACGUUCCACUUGGAAAAUCCUAUCCACCGAAUGAACGAGUAGCACGAUACGGAUGUGUGCCUGUGUCCCUAUACGCAUUGCGUGCAAUACGAGUACGAGUACUUGUUGGAUUUAGCUUUUUCCACAGAAGAUGUUGGCCCUUAUAGAAACGUUGAUAUAAAUUCAUCUUUCACUCACCUGUCACAAAAAGAAAUGACCGGAAAUUCUCCUGGUAGCAGUCCGACGGUCAACAGAAGAAGCGUCGAGUUCCUCAAUAGUAGAAGUAGUAUUAAUGAACAAGGAAUUCAGCAGCAAAUUCUGCAGCUGAAAAAACAACAACAAAUGCAACAACAAAUAUUACUUCAACAUUUUCAAGCACAGCAGCAGCAGUUAGCCGAACAGCAUGAACAACAGUUGAGGCAGCAUUUAAAAUACCAAACGAGACCUAUUCACAAUAUCGAAGCUAUGCCACCUUACUCAAGUUUCCUAUACAAUUUCCAUUUGCAGGAAUUAUUAGAAAAGCAACGAGAAGUAGAAGAACGAGAGCAGAGGGAAAGGAGAGAACUGGAACGAAUAGAAUCCUUAAAGAAGAAAGAAAAGCAUGAGCAAAGUGCAGUUGCAUCAUCGGAGGUCAAACAGAAAUUGCAGGGAUUUUUACUGAAUAAAAAGCAAAGAGAAGCUGCAGCUGCAUCAAAUUCAACAUCUCAAGGCCAAUUUCGAAGUUGGAAUAUUUUACAAUCUGAGCCGAAUGUUGCUAGUGGAACCACUCCAUAUUGUUUGAAUUCCUUGCUAGGAAAAUUCGACGAUGAUUUUCCUCUUCGUAAAACAGCCUCCGAACCAAAUUUGCUAAGACUGCGGUUGAAACAGCGUGUUUAUGAACGACGAUGCAGUCCUAUAGCUCGCAAAAAAGAUCGAUUGUUUAACAAAAAAAAGUCUUACUUGACAGUUGAAGCUUCAAAUAGUAAUUCAGAUUCAGCGCCGAAUUCGCCUCCAGUAGUUGUUUCUAAUAAUCAAAUUUCGCCGUCCGGAGGUCCAAAUACGCCCAUACAAGAGGAAGUAGAACCUCCUUAUGGGCAAUUAACUAAUAAUAACGACCGUACUGGAAGUGUAAAUGACGUACCUUUAUACAGUAGUCCCUCAUUACCAAAUAUCUCAUUAGGAAGGCCACCCUCUUCUACGGAAAAUGCUAAACGAUUAGCUCCGGUAUCCGAGGCAGAAAUUAGAGCUGCGUUUACAGCUAGGCUCGGGAUGCCUUUAACGGGACAACUUCUUCCUUCAACCCUUCCCUUUUAUCCUACAUUACCAGGAAUCGAAACGGUUUCCGAGUAUAGUAAUCCUACGUCUCCGGCUUACAUUCACAAGCAAAUGCAAGCAUUGGAACAAUCUCGUCAAAAUUACUUUCCUUCCAUUUACGAAGCCCCACUACCUAUCACAGAUUCUCAGGUUGCGCACGCGCGUUUAAAUAAACAAGGUCACCGUCCAUUGGGGAGAACGCAAUCGGCUCCUUUACCUUUAGGACACCCUAUGCUUACAGCAUCUUCGCCCAAUAGCCUAGGUGUGCAUUAUGAAGAUUGCAAUGAGCAACAAGCUCAACAGCAACAGCAACAGAUGCAUGCGCAUAAUUAUCUGAAACAACAAAUUAGACAAACAGUUCUGACCAGAGUUGGAACCAGAUCUCAGUCACACACAACCGUGUCUCAAAAUAAUAAAAACGAAGAAGAACAGGAAGAUGAUAGUAUUACGUCCGAGGUAAUAGAUUUAACGGGCGGUAGAAAUAAUUCGAAUAAAAAUGACAGCAAUGGAGAACAGUUUCCAAAUCAGAAACAAAUCAGAGAAAAUAUGUUUAAAAAUUUAUUACAAGUGAACGACGGUUCAUCGUCAGGUACAUCACAUCCUGCUAGGCCACUAGCUCGUGCAUUUUCUAGCCCCCUUGUUGCGAUAAACUCCGAAGCUGGGGCUCCUUCUGUUCUUAAUGCGUCAGCUGUAAAUCACUAUAUACCCUCUGUUAAAUUAUCUGGAAGUCCUCAUAAAGUGACCACAGCUUUGGCUUUUGAUAGUUUGAUGUUGAAACACGCAUGCAUUUGCGGUAACAAUUCUAGUCAUCCGGAACACGGUGGGCGAUUACAAAGUGUUUGGGCAAGAUUGGUGGAAACUGGUUUAGUACAAAGAUGUGACAGAGUUCGGUCCCGAAAAGCAACCCUAGAAGAAUUACAAACUUGCCAUUCGGAAGCUCACACGUUAUUAUUCGGUACCACUCCUUUAAAUCGACAAAAAUUGGAUGCAAAUAAACUAUCCGAAUUGUCGUUGAAAAGUUUCGUCAGAUUACCAUGCGGUGGUAUCGGCGUCGAUUCAGAUACUACCUGGAACGAAUUACAUACAGCCCCUGCAGCUAGAAUGGCUGUUGGUUGUGUUAUAGAUCUCGCUUUUAAAGCCGCCAGUGGUGAUAUCAAGAAUGGCUUCGCUAUUGUCAGACCUCCUGGUCAUCACGCUGAAAGUGCCCAAGCAAUGGGUUUUUGUUUUUUCAACUCUAUUGCUGUGGCCGCCAAAUUAUUGCAACAAAAACUCGAUUAUAGAAGAAUAUUGAUCAUCGAUUGGGAUGUACAUCACGGUAAUGGAACGCAGCAAAUAUUUUACGAAGAUCGACGAGUUCUGUAUUUAUCUAUUCAUCGUCAUGACGAUGGUAAUUUCUUCCCCGGCACGGGCGCGUCGAUAGAGUGUGGCAGUGGUAGUGGCCUCGGAUAUAACGUCAACGUAGCCUGGAGUGGAGGUCUUAAUCCACCUAUGGCCGAUGCCGAAUAUUUGGCAGCAUUUAGAACGAUCGUUAUGCCAAUAGCUAGGGAAUACGUGCCCGAUAUUAUUUUAGUAUCUGCCGGAUUCGAUGCUGCUUCCGGCCAUCCACCUCCUCUAGGUGGUUAUAAAGUUUCGCCCGCUUGUUUCGGAUUCAUGACUCAACAACUGGCCCAAUUGGCUGAUGGAAAGGUGGUAUUAUCCUUGGAAGGAGGUUACGAUUUACCAGCGAUUUGUGAUUGUUCGGAAGAAUGCGUCAGAGCACUUCUAGACGGCAGUUCGUCGCCGGUCAGUGAAGAAGAAUUGAGAAGACAUCCGUGCCAAAACGCAAUAGACACGCUUCAAAAAACUAUCGCUAUACAACUUUCACAUUGGCCCGUACUUAAAAAAUUAGCCCAUACGGUGGCUUUAAGUGCGGUCGAGGCUCAAUUAUGCGAAGAAAACGAAGCGAUUUCUGCGAUGGCCUCAUUGUCUAUGAAUAAACGAAAUUCAGCCAAUUUGAAAAACAUGGUGCCGGAAAUCUCGGUCGAACCGAUGGAGGAAGAUGAAGAAAAAUAGCCAUGUAGCCGAUCAGUAUUGCGAGUGGCGCGUUGGUUUGAAACUAAAUCACGAAAUCGAAUCGACCUCGUGGAAGUAUAAAAGUACGUACCGUGAUUUCGAGUCAAAAAAGGUGCAUUUUUUCAGCAUUUGGUUAUCGUUGAGCUAUCUUGCUGUUGUUAUUGGCGUGUGUAAUCAUCAAUUCCAUCGAUAUUUUUAAUGUUUUAUUAUCCCCUUGCUGAAUAUCGACGGUCAUAAGCGUGUACAAAAAAACGUAUGUAAUAAUUGUACUUAAUUUUGUGUUUACAUUUUACGUCUAAGAUACGAAUUAGCUAGCGAUGAAUUACGUAGCCGUUCAAAACGGCCGUAUUUUUUAGAUUCGAAGAUUCGGAAGGGAUGGAUUUUUUUAAUAGAGCGAGUGAUCCUACUGUACGAACUGCGUGUGAUUGUGAAUGUAUGUAGUAAAAGGCAUUUCGUCGUACAAAUAUUUUUUUUUUACCUUUGCAAAAGCGUUGAUUUUCUUUUAAAGUUUAUUUUACAUUGUUACCGAUUUUAUUUAUUUUCUUGUUUAGAAUUACGUGAUAGAAAAAUUCCACGUAAAUGAUUGUGUGUGAUAUUGCUUUUAGUAGAUUGGACCGUAUAGCCCUAUGUAUAUCCAGUUAUUGUUGUUUUAUUACGUUAGAAUAGGUAAUCGAGAUGGUGCAAGUGGAACCUACGUAGUAGAAUUUUUCGAUUUUUCUCAUUUGACUUGUCUCGUUGUGUUUUGUUUUUUAUGUGUGUGUAGAUUUUGUUUUUCGAGCAGUUUAAAUUCGAGAAACUGCGAUAGUAGUUUCUCACUCAUACCACUCUUUAUUGUCAUGAAAGUAUUCUAAGAUUUGCGAUUAAAUAUAAGGAAAAAAAAUUAGGUAUUUGUUUCCAAUAUUCUAGCAUGGUAAGUUGCGUUAUCGUCAAUUUUUAAGUAUUAUUAUAAAAAUAACGCUUCGUAUUGAAAAUUUUUCUCGAGUAACUUUCAACGAUUGGAAAUAUUGUCGUUUGAUUUUUCACGACAAUGCAAAAUGGAAAAAAAAUAUUGUGCUCAGUUCAACAUUCCAUUGUUAUUUUGUUGUUUUUUUUCCUUUCCUACGAUUAAAAAUAAACGAAACCCAAUUCGAGUUAUUUUCGUGUAAAUUUCUUAGAUUUUUUUUUUCGUUUGUAGGUAUUCGUUUCGUUAUUGUUGUGAUUUUAUUUUAACGUUAAAAAUUAUGCUGGAAUAUUGAUAACAUUUAUAAAUUUUUUGUUACCGUUGUGUGCAUUUGAAAAGACCAAAUUUAUAAAACACUGGAAACGAUUUGAGCUUGAAAAGUACAAUUUUCUGAUUACCAAUAAUUUUUUUUUUACGAUACAAUAAUUUUUUUCUCAUCAAAUUCAUAUCAAUUUUGAUUUUGUUUUUUCAUUCGUAUAUUUUUUGCUAAGGACGAAUUUGUGUCUUUCAUUUAUGAAACUUGAUUUAUUUAUUAAGUUGUCUCGUUUACCGACGUUUACCUACUUCAAAAAAAAAAAUUACCGUCAAUUAUUUUUUCCGAAUUGAUACAUUUUUACAAAGGUUAAACCUAAACCGGUGGUUAUUUUUAUUACUGAUUUACAUUCACAAAUAAUUUUUUUUCUGUGUGGUUUUCAUGAUUUUUAUUUUAUUACGUGUGUAUUUUUUAUGUUGCAUAUGAAAUAUGCGAAGUGUGAAUAUGAGGAAUGGAAUGAUUCUUAUUUUUGAAUGUUUCCCCUCCUAGCUUCUUCCUUUACACUUCAAAAAAAAAAAAAUUUCUAUCGCAAAAUAAUUUCCAUUGGUACCAGAAGUCCUCAAAAUAUAUAAGUUUUCACCUUGUUGACAACUCGAAAUUUUAUCUUGUGGGAAACUUAUUGGGAUUUCUCGUGGUCUUUCUUCACAGGAAUUGAUCUUGAGAAAAUAAACUAAUCGUGAGUCCUUAUGUAAAAUGGAAUGCUUCCAUAUAAUUUAUAAAAAAAAUUGUUAAAAAAUAGAAAAACGAUAAAAAAAUGUUUAAACUACAUUAUUUGAACAUUUUUUCGAAAAAUUGAGAUAAUGUAAAAAAUUGAAAAAUUGAUAUUUUUGUGAGCUUGGAAAUUUGUGAAAAUUAAAUACAACAAAAAAAUUGAAUAACUUUGGAAAUUAAAAGACCAAAUUAAUGUUUCGUUGAUCAGGAGCUAAAAUGUUGUACGUUUUUUUCUCAUGAAAACGAGCCAAGUGGAAAUGAAGGAGUCGAGGAAAGGGUUAAAAAAUCUCAAAAUUACAUAAGUAUCAUCCAAAUAAGGUAACUUGGGGAGCGGCAUCAAUUGUGAUAAGAUGUAAAAAAAAGUUUUUUUACAUUAAUAAACCGAUGAAAUGAAGUGCAAUAUUAGAAAAAAAGAUAUCAACUAACAAUGCAGUUGUCUGUUGAUUUGGAUGAAUAAAAUAUGUGAAUUAAUUUACGUGUCGAAAUCGUAAUAAAGAAAUUUGUUGUC
Molecule: messenger RNA, 6341 nt
Organism: Planococcus citri (citrus mealybug)
Lineage: Eukaryota; Metazoa; Arthropoda; Insecta; Hemiptera; Pseudococcidae
Gene: HDAC4
Product: histone deacetylase 4
Exons: 24
Coding region: 738-3869 (1043 amino acids)
Biological process (GO): negative regulation of transcription by RNA polymerase II
Cellular component (GO): histone deacetylase complex
Molecular function (GO): histone deacetylase activity; transcription factor binding
Source: RefSeq, a predicted model, not a curated record